AUGCCUGAUGACAUGUCUAUGAUCCCUUACGGGGGAAACCUUGACGUCGUGCUCCGACACAAUGACUCCGUGGUAGUUUUCGACCGUGAUUCUCAACAGGUAGCCCUCCGGAAUGCCUCAGAUGCUCGCAAUGCAGAUCUUGAGCUCGCGAAUUGUCCAUUAUGCCGCCAGCCCAUGCGCGAGGACAGCAGAGGCCGACAUCACGGAAGCACCGACCCUGAAGCCGAAUUCAUCAACCCAAAUUACUUCCGCAUGCUUGAUAAUAGCCUUCCAAGCUCUGCAAGCUCUUCGCGACCUCCAUCUCCGAGGCGACGUCUCGUUCCGCCCGCUCUCUCAGACGGUCGUCCCACCAGCGGUCCCACCAGUGAACCUCGCCCUCCCCAAGGAAUUUCUUCUGCGGCUUUCAGUACAGAUUACUUCAAGAAGUUUUUCGUCGAAGAAAGGGUUCUCGGGAAAGGUGGAAAGGGGGUUGUGUUGCUCGUCAAGCACAUGUUAGACGGUGUAUCUCUCGGACACUAUGCAUGCAAGCGUGUACCUGUUGGCGACGAUCACGAGUGGUUAGAGAAAGUGCUGGGCGAAGUCCAGCUGCUCCAGCAUCUCUCCCACCAAAAUCUUGUCUCAUAUCGCCAUGUCUGGCUUGAGAAUGCGAAAAUCAGCACAUUCGGUCCCAGUGUUCCGUGUGCGUUCAUUCUUCAACAAUAUUGCAAUGCCGGUGACCUUCAUGAUUAUAUUUGUGGCUCUGUCCAGACAACCAGCACUGCACAGCAGCUGAAGGACCGGCUUCGAAGGAAGUCCAAAGGUGAAGCAGACCCGCAAAUGGGCACAGGUGGGCUACGCAUGCUCCAGCUUGAUCAGAUCUACUCGUUCUUCCGAGAUAUUACCUCGGGCAUGCGGCAUCUACACUUGAACGGGUAUAUUCACCGUGACCUCAAGCCUCACAACUGUCUACUCCAUGAAACAAGCGAUGGCAUCCGAGUAUUGGUGAGUGACUUCGGAGAAGUACAGUCCCAAGACGCAACGCGCAAAUCGACCGGUGCGACAGGGACACUAUCAUAUUGCGCCCCUGAGGUUCUCCGGCGCGAGUACAAUGAUGGUCCCUUCGGAAACUUCACCUUCAAGUCCGAUAUCUUUUCCCUAGGAAUGAUUCUCUACUUUUUGUGCUUUGCGGAGCUUCCAUAUGCCAGUGCGGAUAUUAUCAACGAAGAAAAGGAAGACCUGGAUCAGCUUCGAGCAGAAAUUACAAGCUGGGCUGGCUUCAAUAAAACUCGGCGGAAAAGAUCCGAUCUCCCCCAGAAGCUUUACACAUUCUUGGAAUUACUGCUUGCUGUAGACCCCGAUCGCCGACCGACGGCAGAUGAGGUCUUGAGCGGAAUCCAAGCUGGUGCCAAUGCCAACGCCAAAAGGACCAGUUCCGCCGGUGCAGCUAGCUCACCUAAUCCUGAUUUGCCUGCGUCUGCACGCAUACGUCCUGUGGACAGUCCGAAGCCUUCAGAGCGUGCUCUCUCCCCCACCAAGAGGGGACCGCGCAGCCCUUCGACCUUCCGACACGAUUCAGUAUUCGAUUCAAGCAGCUCCUCUGGCACACCUCUAGCCUCCAAUACGUUAACCGAUGGGCUUCCUGACUUGAUUCUAGAUCGGGACAUUGUUGUGCGGCAAAGAUAUUCUACAUCUCCUCCUGUAUCUCCAACCCGACAAGACCGCAACUCAUCCAUUCACAACUCCCCACCGCCCAUGCCUCAACAUCUUCUUCCGCCACCUCCAAGUAGAUUCCCAGUCUUGGACUUCUUGAAAACAUCCAUGGCGGUCUCUCCAGGCUUACAAUUCUCGCUUUUCCUCCUCAAAGUGGUCUCGAUUCUCCACCCCUGCUCGCCGCUGGCGGUCAAGCCGUGGAUUUUAUACCCUCUUCUCCUUCUAGCUGCAGCAAGCCUGCGCUCAUCUUUACAAAUGCAAGCCCUUCUCAUACUGGCACAUAUGUUCGUGGUGGUGGCUGGCAUGCGCCUCGGUGCCCUCUGCGUCUGGAGUAGGGAUGCGGCAAUCACAUUCUGA
This is a messenger RNA of Penicillium atrosanguineum, 2046 nucleotides long. RefSeq names its product protein kinase IKS1. The transcript has 2 exons. The coding region runs from base 1 to 2046 and encodes 681 amino acids. Gene Ontology annotation, molecular function: protein kinase activity; ATP binding. Lineage: Eukaryota; Fungi; Ascomycota; Eurotiomycetes; Eurotiales; Aspergillaceae. The record is from RefSeq and is a predicted model, not a curated record. Gene Ontology annotation, biological process: protein phosphorylation.